Molecule: messenger RNA, 891 nt
Organism: Nycticebus coucang (slow loris)
Lineage: Eukaryota; Metazoa; Chordata; Mammalia; Primates; Lorisidae
Product: G2/mitotic-specific cyclin-B3-like
Exons: 1
Coding region: 1-675 (224 amino acids)
Biological process (GO): mitotic cell cycle phase transition; regulation of cyclin-dependent protein serine/threonine kinase activity
Cellular component (GO): nucleus; cyclin-dependent protein kinase holoenzyme complex; centrosome
Molecular function (GO): cyclin-dependent protein serine/threonine kinase regulator activity
Source: RefSeq, a predicted model, not a curated record
AUGGACAGGCAGACUGAAAUCAACAGUACCAUGAGGGCCAUUCUUGUGGACUGGUUGGUGGAGGUACAGAUUUCAACCAUUGAUUCAGCUAAAAUCUUCACAUUUAGAUGUUACCACUUAGUACCAACAUGCAUGCACAAGUGGCCAAGUGCCUGUAUGAAGUACUGGAAGGAGGCUUCUAUGUCCUUUGAGAUGAAUCAUGAGACCCUGUACUUGACAUUGAAACUGGUGGAUCACUACCUAAUGGAAGUAGAUUGCAAGAAGGAUAAUUUACAACUCCUUGGUUCCACAGCUUUUCUGAUUGCAACAAAAUUUCAGGAGACCUACCUACCUUGUGUGGAUGACUUCCUGUACAUUUGUGAUGAUAUGUAUAAACGAGAUGAGAUGCUUGCCAUGGAAAAAAGCAUCCUGAAAACCCUCAAAUUUGAAAUCAACAUUCCUGUUGCCUAUCAUUUUCUGCGAAUAUAUGCUAGGGCUCCUAUCCUGGAGUAUUACAGUGGCUACAAGACCUCUGAGCUUCACCCGUUGGUUAUGCGGCUGAAUCUCCUGCUGACUUUCUGUUCUUGUCAUAGGCUGAAGACUGUACAUUUCAAGUAUUCUCACCAAGUCUUCUUUGAAGUUGCCAAAAUACCCCCCCUGGACAUGUUGAAGCUGGAGGAAAUGUUGAACUGCUAAUUAUGCGGCUGAGGGCCUGGCACUCUGGCAGCAGCCACAGGGCCAGGCAGGCAUGUUAAUAAGCUAUAUUUAUUCUGUGCUUGAAGUUGUCUUUUGGUCACUUUUCUUCAUUUUUCCACUUUUUUUGUGUUUUCCAAAAAUGGUAAUGUUGUAAAUAUUUAAUUAUUUUAUAAUGAAAAAGAAAACAUAUAUUGUCAUAUUUGACUAGAAAUUUAA